Molecule: messenger RNA, 3521 nt
Organism: Plodia interpunctella (Indianmeal moth)
Lineage: Eukaryota; Metazoa; Arthropoda; Insecta; Lepidoptera; Pyralidae
Gene: OdsH
Product: homeobox protein unc-4-like
Exons: 4
Coding region: 328-1371 (347 amino acids)
Biological process (GO): regulation of DNA-templated transcription
Molecular function (GO): DNA-binding transcription factor activity, RNA polymerase II-specific; sequence-specific double-stranded DNA binding
Source: RefSeq, a predicted model, not a curated record
CAGCGUGCUGCGCCAUCUCCGUACAGUGGGCCCGACGAGCCACGCGAGCGCACCGCCACGGAUGUGUGCCGAGUGACCAGCCGCCGCGACGGAUGGAGUGAUCGAACACAAAAAUAAAAACAAACAAGUGUUUCGUGGCCAAACUAUAAAAAAGUGACUAAUGAAAACAGUUUUAUUAGUGAAUGUACCAAAAACCAAGAUUUCAAAAAUGACAGUUGAAAAUGCGAUGCGCAUCUCGCGCCGUCGGUGAGCGGCGUAGUGUUGUGGUUGUUGUCGAUAUUCAAAAUAUCGAGCGGUGGUCGAGGCAGCGGCGGCGCAGGCGGCGGCAUGGUUCUGGAGGGUGGGUUGCCGGCGCCGCUGCAGCUGUACGCGGCCGCGGCGGCCCAGCUUGCCCCGAGACCGGCCUGGCCACCUUUCCUUCCAUUUUUUGGGGUCCCUCCGCCGUUUCUUGCAAGGCCACGGUUGCCCCAUCCCUUACCUAAUAGAGCACCUCAUGGUCCACCUAGUGAAGAUUCGAACGACGACGGCGGAAGCAGUAAAGGUGGUGUGGGAGACGACGACGGCGAUAGCGGCAAGCGGAGACGCUCCCGGACGAACUUCAACUCCUGGCAGCUGGAGGAGCUGGAGAGGGCCUUCCUGGCUUCCCACUACCCUGAUGUGUUCAUGAGAGAGGCGCUGGCGAUGAGGCUGGACCUCAAGGAGAGCAGAGUCGCGGUCUGGUUCCAGAACCGGCGAGCGAAGUGGCGCAAGAAGGAGCACACGAAGAAGGGCCCCGGGCGGCCGGCGCACAACGCCCACCCUCAGUCCUGUUCAGGGGAGCCCAUCCCUCCGCACGAGCUGAGAGCGCGCGAGAGGGCGAGAAGAAGAAAGAAAUUGGCCAAAGCACUAGACCGGCAGGCGAGGAAGCUACGGGCAAAAGGCAUCGCCGUCGACCUGGAGGCUCUGAAAGCUGAAUACCUGGCUCAGCACAGGAACAGCGGUCUGUAUUCAGACUCAGACGGGGACGCCGAAGGGGAAGAGUGCAUGAUCGACGUCGUAGGAGGAGACUCGUGCCAUGACUCGGGUCCUGAAGACUUCUCGCUCUCUGGCCGUCUCCGAGCACCAUCAGGAGCAGACGGCAUCAACAAUUCCGACAGCUCAACCUCUGACGCACAUUCCGGACGCAACUUCAGCCCAAUCCCCGACCCGCAGCAUUCGUUUUUCAAACAGUUCGGCGCUGGCAGCCAUUUUGAAAAAUUCGAAUUCGAUCCGAGCAGAGCCGUGUCUUUAGAUCUCAGUGGGAGUGGGACGGCCACCGAGCAGGACCUGACGAAGAAUGGAGGACAACGGAAACACAAUCCAUUCAGUAUAGAAUCUCUACUUAACACGUGAAAGUAACCGCCUAGAGGCUUUAGGAUACAGUAAACUAUAUCAGUGACGUGAAUAUUCCGAGAUGUUUCUUUGUUUUACGUCUAUCUUUUUCAAUACCUAGUUAAUCGGCUUCAGUAAAAGACUUAUACCAUAACAUAUCCAGUGUGAAUAGUAAAUUAGAUUGUAUUAUAUAGAUACUAGUGUAUAUAGCCGACGAUGUAUUUAUUUUAAUGUUACUUUUUAAUGGGGCAAUAAUGUAUAAUUUUUCUUGUUGAUGAUGAGGUAAUUUUAUUUUUUGCUACUUUCAAAUUUUAUUGUUAUAUCUACACGAUUGACUGGAUAUUUACCAAAUCUUAGCGACUUUAUUGUAACUGACGUUCAUGGAGAAAUUAAUCGAAUUAAUUUUAGCUACCUAUCAUGUUCUAUGCAACCUUCAUAUUAAAAUAUGGACAUCCAUAAAGAUAUCAUAAUCAGUAUAUUUACAAAGUUCAAUUACAAUACAGCUAUAAAAAUAAUCAGCGAAAAACAAUUUUGAUGACACCUAUUAAAAUAUGUUUUUGUAGACUGAGAUAUCAUUAUUGAAAAGUAUUAUUAUUUUAUGCAAAAUUCUGAUAGGUUUGGACUGGAAUCUUUGUUUGGAUCAAAAUUGAAGUCUAUUUAAUUACUUACCAAAAUGGAUGAAACAAUUACAACAAAAAGUUUCUCCGAAUUAUUGGUUUUCCAAAUUAGCCUAAGUACUGAUUUAGAAAAAAUAAGCCAGUGUCGCGAUCAAGCGUUCCAUGUUUUGUAUUCCUAUUCCUAUUUAUACCCACGGAAAUUGAAAUUUAUAUUAUUUGAGCUUUAUUUCAUGUGCAAUUAUAAUAUCUAUUAUUAUCAUAUACUACCGAACGCAGAAGUUUGACCCCAAAAAUGCUAUUUGUGUAACAGGUCCCAAACAAUUAGAACAUUUCUGCCAGAAUAUAAAUAAAAAACACAUUCUCCGCUAAUUUGUCUCCGCUCUUGGGACAAUGAAGCCAUUAAAAUUAAUCACUUUGUUAUUUUCAUAUUUUAUCACAAUUUGUCUUAGAAACAUAAAUAAUGUUACAAUCAUGUAAUGGCAUUUUAAUUGUUGUUUCGCAGGACUUACACGUGUAAUGAAUAUAGACGAAGAAAUUAAAAAAAAUAUGUUAAAAUUUAAAAAACCAAACCAACCAAAAAAGGUUUUUUUUUCAAGCAAUAAAAUAUUUGCAUUCUGAAUACUUGAUCAUUUAAAAACUAGUCCUAAUUUUAUUACUUUAUCUUAACAGAAAAAAUCUAUUCAUGUUCUGAAAUUCUUUGAUUAAUCUGUUUCAAGCGCGUCCGAAUCACCCACAGCUCCGUCGCUAUAAUUUUAUUUUAAAAAAUGGCUGCGUAAAUACAAUCAUUGCUAUUGGCAAAAGAAACACAAUCUCUGCUCGUAAAAUAACAACAAUUAAUGAAUGUACAACGUGCAGCGAUAAGCCGGGCCAAUUAGUAGUUACUAUAUACUGGGUUAUUGCUUUUUUAUUAACUUAUUUUUUAUUUACUGCGCAAGCGCGUUGCGCAGUAAGUGUGAUUCGACAUGGACAUGGAAAUGGAAAUUAGUUUGUUUUAAUGGUUUUGCAAUUAAAUAAAAAAGUAUUAGACACCCUUCGAAUGGAACGUUUCUAAUUGUUUGCAUUGGUCAAUGAUUCAUAAAAAUCUAAAUCUUCUGGUAGAAGUUUUUCAAAAUAUAAUUUAAAACCUUCAAGUUUAUAGACAAUAUUCUAAAAACUAUAAAUCACAAUAUCAUGGAGUUGAAACAUGAAAACAUUGUCCAUCCUACAUAGGUAUUGUAGUGUGCAACUGAAGGUACAAUGAUAAGUACUUAAUAUAUAUUUUGCUUUUUGUUUAAUUUUGAACAUCACAUUUAAAUUUAAAUUUGAAUUGUGUAAUUAUCAAAUAUUCGAUAUUUCAUUGUCUCACAAUUUAAAAUAAAUAAACGUUUUGGUUGCAUUAAAACUAUUUGUAAAUUUAUAUAGGUUGUAGUUAUAAUUAGGUACAAAGUUGGUUAAGUUAAUUUAUACGAACGGAGGUGAGAUUUUUUUGUAAAUUGAUAAUCACGUUGUGUAAGAUGUAAAAAGUAUGUUAUGUGAGUAAUUUAUUGAAUCAAAAUAUAACACAAUUAAACACAA